Molecule: messenger RNA, 932 nt
Organism: Nanorana parkeri
Lineage: Eukaryota; Metazoa; Chordata; Amphibia; Anura; Dicroglossidae
Gene: EIF3F
Product: eukaryotic translation initiation factor 3 subunit F
Exons: 7
Biological process (GO): translational initiation
Cellular component (GO): eukaryotic translation initiation factor 3 complex, eIF3m
Molecular function (GO): translation initiation factor binding; metallopeptidase activity; translation initiation factor activity
Source: RefSeq, a predicted model, not a curated record
GGUGCCGUGGCCCGGCCCCGCCCCUCCUCUUUCUCUCCAACAGGAAGGUGAUGGCGGCUCCGGGGAUCUUAGCGGGGACACCGGUUGCUCUGAACGGGUCGGCGGUGAAGAUACAUCCGGUGGUUCUGGCCUCCAUUGUGGACAGCUACGAGCGGAGGAAUGAGGGGGCGGCCCGGGUGAUCGGCACACUGCUGGGAACGAUAGAAAAACAUUCUGUGGAGAUCACCAACUGCUUCUCCGUCCCACACAAUGAGUCCGAGGAUGAGGUACGUCCCUGUGACCCCCCUUUAGCUCCCCUCUCUCACCCCUCCAUUUAGCUCCCUUGGUACGCCACAGGUGAUGACAUCACGGAGCAUUCCGUACUCAUCCACGAGUAUUACAGCCGGGAGGCCAACAAUCCCAUUCACCUGACCGUGGACACCAGCAUGCAAGGCAACCGCAUGAACAUCAAAGCGUACUCCACCCGAUGCCGACUGUUUCCCGGUAAAACGAUGGGAGUGAUGUUCACCCCCCUCACAGUACAAUACAUCUACUAUGACACAGAGCGGAUCGGAGUCGAUCUGAUCACCAAGACUUGCUUUAACCCCAACCGCUCCAUCAGCCUGACCAGCGACCUUCAGCAAGUGGGAUCGGCAGCCAGCCGCCUGAUGGAUUCUCUGGCCACUGUGCUGCAGUAUGCUGAGGAUGUGCUGUCUGGUAAAAUCACAGCGGACAACACGGUGGGACGGUACCUGAUGGACCUUGUCAACCACGUCCCCAAGAUCAGCCCGGAGGACUUCGAGGCCAUGCUCAACAGCAACAUCAAUGACCUGCUCAUGGUCACCUACCUGGCCAACCUCACCCAGGCUCAGAUCGCCCUCAAUGAGAAGCUGCUCAACUUGUGAGAGGACCAUCCAGCAGGACCUUCGCCUUUGUACUGGAAGGGACCGUAC